UUAUUACCUGUUAUGUGACGGGUGGACGUGAAAUGUAGUUAACAAAAAGCUUUUUACUUUAUUGACUCUUAGUAGGUGCCCUGAACGCCUCUCCAGGUCGCUAAACACGUAUUUACGGUAAAUCGGACAUGACAUCAAAGUGUGGAUAGUGGUGGUGUUUUCCGCAUUCCCCAACUGCCUGCGAGCUUCAGGGCCAAGCACACGGCGAAACGGCAUUUAUGUUCCAGCCUUUCCAGGAUCAGGGCAGGAACACAUCCGCGAGAUACACCGCUUUUCCUGGGAACGUCUUACCUGGAAGCCGAACAGUGAACCUGGGCGAGGAAGCGCUGUGUUGUUAAGGCUGCUUGCAAUACGUGUCGAUGGUCCAGCUUUGAUGUUAGAGUUUGGAGGAUCAUGAACCCCUUGAAGCUCCAUAUUAAAUAGUUGGCAGUAGGCAAACCUAUAACCAAGGUGACCAGUGUGAACCAAAGGAACAUGGCUGUCUUCAAACCUGAGAAUGUGGAAGACUUCUAUGAGAUUGGGGAAGUUCUGGGAAGUGGGCAUUUUGGCCAGGUUCGCCAGGUUCGGGAGCGGACCUCUGGGAACUUUUGGGCAGGCAAAUUCCUGAAGAUUCGGAAGGUUGCAUGCAGCCGUCUUGGCCUGGACAGGAGCAGCGUGGAGCGAGAGGUGGAGAUCCUCCAGGCUGUCCAACAUCCAAACAUUGUGGCUCUCAAAGAUGUUUUUGAAAGUCGCGCUGAAGUGGUGCUCAUUCUGGAGCUUGUCAGUGGAGGGGAGCUGUUUGACUUUAUUGCUGAGAAAGAGAACCUGUUGGAAACUGAGGCCAUUGAAUUCAUGAAGCAGAUACUGGAGGGUCUGAAAUUCAUACACUGCAAAAACAUUGCCCACUUUGACCUCAAGCCAGAAAAUAUCAUGCUGUCAGACAAAGUGUCAAAACCUCCCAACAUCAAACUCAUAGACUUUGGCCUGGCUCACUUGUUUCACCCGGGAGAGGAGUACAAGAGCACAAGUGGUACUCCACAGUACAUUGCCCCUGAGGUCAUCAGCUGCCAGCCUCUGAGUACAGCAGCAGAUAUGUGGAGCAUUGGAGUUAUUACCUACAUAUUAUUGAGUGGUUUGUCACCAUUCCAAGGCGACACUGAUGAAGAGACUCUGGGAAAUGUCAUUGGCAUGAAAUACGAGUUUAAUGAGCAUUACUUCAGCCUGACAAGCCCCAUGGCGAAAGAUUUCAUCCAGAAACUGUUGAUGAAGAAUCCAGAAGACAGAAUGACAGCUGAGGAGUGUCUGCUUCAUCCAUGGAUUAAGCCCAUCACACCUAAACAGGUUGCCAAAAGAAAUCGAUCCUCAAUUAAUAUGAAGAACUUUAAGAAGUUCAAUGCCCGAAGGAAGUGGAAGAUGUCUUACAAUAUGGUGUCGGCAUGUAAUCGGCUCGUAAAUUUGAGACUGCCACGUAAAGACACCCUGAGUCCAGAUCCACUACAGCGGCAAUGUGAAAGCGACGUAGAGGACACUGAGAGCAAGCCGGCCUCGCUGCUACGGCGAAGACUCAGCAGCAGUUCAUAGAGUUGAGCAGAGGAAUGCGGAGCAGUCCAAGCUGAAGCUGAGGCUCCCUGAAACCAAAUGAUUUCUGUUACCUUGUUCGAGUGUAAUGGGUGACCUAAUGUUGUUACACACUCGACAUUUCAGAAGUGCCUGGAACAGAAGCGUGUCCUCAUUUGAAGUGUGUUUCUUUACGAAAGACAUUUAAAAAAAAAUCAGUUGGAAACUUUGGGUGGGCUGUGUAAUAAUGUCUUCAAUGAUGCUUUAUCAGCUGUAAUGUAUGUGGAUGGUUACGGUUUUUGAAAUGUCUCUGAUAACAAAAUGUGGCCAGAAAAGCUUUUUUCUGUGCAGAGCAACCUCAAACUCAUGUUAUACCCGUGUCUUCCACGCCUUUUUCAAUGACGGUAAUGCUUCAUGUCAUCAGCCAAAUGGAAAUGCUCGGCCUGUUUUUAAUGUUACCAAGUGAUGUCCAACAACUAUAGACUACAACAUGACUUAUACCUGAUUUUGGACAGCUCAUGGCAGCGCUGGCAAACACAAAUACCAAUGUUUUCAUUACCUGUUUGUUUAUGUUGAAACUGCUUCGCUAGUGUUAGGAAAGCUUCCCCGUGUCUUUUCUAAAAGACUGCUUCACAUAAUUAACAAAAAUGUGAAAGUUAGAGUUUUUCCUGUUUUAGCAACUGCCUCCAUUUUUCCGGCCGUUAUAUCAGUUUUACACUCGCUCAUAAACAGCUGUUGUUUUUACAGUUUUCAAAGUAACCACUACUGUCAUUUUCAUGU
This is a messenger RNA of Pundamilia nyererei, 2316 nucleotides long. RefSeq names its product death-associated protein kinase 2. The record is from RefSeq and is a predicted model, not a curated record. Gene Ontology annotation, cellular component: nucleus; cytoplasm. Gene Ontology annotation, molecular function: ATP binding; protein serine/threonine kinase activity. The coding region runs from base 475 to 1560 and encodes 361 amino acids. The transcript has 12 exons. Lineage: Eukaryota; Metazoa; Chordata; Actinopteri; Cichliformes; Cichlidae. Gene Ontology annotation, biological process: positive regulation of apoptotic process; intracellular signal transduction; protein phosphorylation.